AAACGAGCCAAUAUAAAUUUGAGGCAUUUGGCCACUAAAUGGUUCUGAAUAGAAGGAUACGUUUGUAUUUAUCCAACAAAAAUGAAUGAGAAUAGUGCUAUGAUUUCAUCAUCACUUACCACUCCGCUAGUAAUCAACAUCGACAGUUAUCGUCACCGGAGCCAUGAGGAGCAAAUAAUUACCAUUAACACAAAGCAGACGGACGAAGAAUCGGUGGUAUUGGAUAAUACCUCUAAGGAAACUAUAGGAACGUCUACCUUCUUCAAGACUUGUUUUAAUGGCAUUAAUGCUUUAUCUGGAGUAGGGAUACUAUCGGUACCAUAUGCACUAGCAUCUAGAGGAUGGUUAACUUUGAUACUUCUUUUCAUCAUUGCGGCUGCAACAUACUACACAGGGUUACUAAUGCGAAGAUGUAUGGAUGUAAGUUCAAAGAUAAGAACAUAUCCAGAUAUUGGCGAGCAUGCUUUUGGGAAGAAAGGGAAAAUGAUAGUAUCUAGUUUCAUGUACUUAGAAUUGUAUGUGGUUGCAACCGGAUUUUUGAUACUAGAAGGUGACAACUUAAGCAACCUGUUUCCAGACAUGAGUUUCACAUUAGCUGGCGUUACCGUAUGCGGCCAACAGGGAUUCGUUAUACUCGUAGCUCUUGUAAUUUUCCCAUCAAUGUUGUUGACUGACCUGAGCAAAGUUUCUUACAUAUCUGCAACUGGGAUUUUAGCUUCUGUUCUCAUCAUUCUUUCUGUCUUUUGGGUUGGUGUCGAAGAUACUGGUUUUCGUGCACAGGGAAGGUUCUUUCAUUUGAAUGGGGUUCCUACUGGUGUUAGCUUAUACACCUUCUGCUACUGCGCUCAUCCCGUUUUCCACCACCACCACCACCACCACGCCACCACCAUCACCACCGGCACCACCACCAGGUCCACCACCAGCACCACCACCGCGGCCACCAUCACCACCACCGCGGCCACCAUCACCACCGCUGCCACCACCAAUACCACCGCACCACCACCACCACCUGAACCCUAAAUCCUGAACCCCAAACUCUGAACCCUAAGUCCUGAACCCUAAACCUGAAUUUUAAACACUGAACCCUAAAUUAUGAACAAUGUACCCCGAAGGGCAAUUUCGAAUACUUAACUCUCUCUAACGGAGAAUCUAACGGAUUGGGGCAUUUUGAUCUAUUCCCUAACGUCCGGGGAAUUUUCACAAAGUUGGGAUCGAUUUUGAGGCUUUUUACCAUUUAUCCCUAGAAAAUUUUCGUGGCAAGUGACCACGGUAAAAUUGCUAAUGUGUCCUAUGGUGCAGAAACUGUGCAGUCUUUCAUCUUU
Molecule: messenger RNA, 1322 nt
Organism: Papaver somniferum (opium poppy)
Lineage: Eukaryota; Viridiplantae; Streptophyta; Magnoliopsida; Ranunculales; Papaveraceae
Product: amino acid transporter AVT1J-like
Exons: 2
Coding region: 82-1020 (312 amino acids)
Biological process (GO): amino acid transmembrane transport
Cellular component (GO): vacuolar membrane
Molecular function (GO): amino acid transmembrane transporter activity
Source: RefSeq, a predicted model, not a curated record